Symbiodinium natans is the source of this 2163-nucleotide messenger RNA. Lineage: Eukaryota; Dinophyceae; Suessiales; Symbiodiniaceae. The record is from the annotation of a GenBank genome assembly.
AUGAGGGUGACGCUGCCCCAACUCGAGAAGUUGUCGCAGCACGACCUUGCGAGGGUGCAAGAGGCAGUGCAGGCGCUGAAGCAUGGCGUGGAGGAGGAGGCGGUCAACUUGAAGCAGCUCAAGAGGGCGGUGGAAGUGCUGGAGGAGUAUGGCUUUGAAGAGGAAGUGAACCUCAAGAAGCUGUCUGAAAACUUAGGAGCACUGCUCUUGUUAGCACCAGAGCCGCCCCCACGUAUGACAUCCAAGGAGGGCGUGACUGCGACGAUGAGGGAGCGCCAAAGGCGCCACCCUACCACAUGGGCCCUCACAAUGAGCCAGUGGUUCGAUGUCUUGACGCACGUCAGCGGCACGAGGCUCUAUACCGAGCUAUCCGAAAAACAGAAGCACUACGUCUCCAUGUACGAUGUCAAUGAGCACUUUGUUAAACGCUGGACAUGUGGGAGUGGCUGUGGUUUGUCUGUGCUAAUGACACCGGACAACUCUGCAGAUGCGACUCUCAUGCUCUCCCACGCAUGGGCUGAAGACAUGGAGCAGUUGAAGGCCGCUGUAGAGACAAGCCUUGAACAGAGGGGCCUCCUGGAGAGUCUACAUGAGAUCCGCGUGUGGUUUUGCGUCUUCGCAAACUAUCAGCCUGAGGACGCAGCAGGCCCCAGCAUCCAGGAGCAGCUGGAGCUCAUGCCUUUCAAGAGAGUGAUCGAAUGUGAGGCCGUGAAGUUGGGACAUGGACUCUGCGCCGUCCACACGUCCAAGGCCGACCUUUACACGCGCCUCUGGUGUGUCCACGAGGUCGCGGAGGCGAAAGAGACGCAGGUGCCGAUCUUCUCUGCCAUGUCUGAGGAGUAUGCCGCUGCCAUCGUCCAGCGCAUGAGAAGCCUCUUUGUCUACGGAUGUGACGACAUGGAGUGCCUCCGGGGUACCGGCAUCCUUUGCAACAGCAGCGCAGCUCGAAGUAGCCGCGCCGAGGACGAGCGAGACCUCAUCUCUGCCAUCAAGGCUCGGAAUCGUGGUGGCUUCGCCGCGCUUGAUGAGGCGGUCCUGCAGUUUCGGCUACACCACCUGCCGCCGAUGGUAGAGGCCAUGGUGUUCUUUGCACGUCUUCGGAAUCGUGGAAUCUCUGCGGAGGAGAGGAGGACAGUGUUGCAGGGCAGGGAGAAGCUUGCCACAGGGAUGCUGGCUCUUCAGCAGGCGGAGGUUAGUGGAGACUUGCUCUGCAGCGUCAUCGCAAUCAUCAUUGCUCAGCUCGAGGAUCCAGCCAAGGAUGUUCGCAACGCAGCGCCCGCAGCCUUGGCGGCAGUUGCCAGCAAGGUCAGCGAGGCUGACGUAGUUGGGGUCGUCAUUCCUGCUGUCCAGACCAAGCUCUCGGAUCGUGCGGAUGCCCGCAUGGCAGCUCUCCUGGCCUUGCCCGCGAUUGCCCGGGAGGUCAGCGCAACGGAGGUGCUUGCGGCGAUCAUUCGAGCUAUCAAGCCCACGCUGGGAGAUGAGUUUAGACCUCUCCACUUGACAGCCCUGGCGGCCCUAGCUUCUGUUGCAAGCAAAGUCAGUAGAGCAGAUGGAGCAGCUGAUGAAAUGCUGGCUCUCAUUCCCAGCAUCACGGCGAAGCUCGGGGAUGAGCAGCACCUUGUUCGCAGAAAAGCUCUUGAGGCGCUGGCUGCAGCCGCAGGCAGUGCCAGCACCAGAGAUGUACUGAGCACCAUCAUCCCAGCCAUCCAGGCCAAGCUGGAGGAUGAGCGUGAGGAGGUCAUCACAGCGGCGCUUGGAGCCUUGGCUUCGGUUGCAGUCCAAGGUGACGCAGGUGUGAUGGCGGCCAUCCUUCCGGCUGUGACGAGUCAGCUCGCGUCUUCAGAGUGGUCUGUCCGCGAGGCGUCUCUUAAGGCCUUGGCAGCAGUUGCCAGAGUUGGGGCAGAUGCAAUCACAGACACCGCUCUCGAGAGCAUCGAGAGCAAGCUCCAAGACGAGUACAGCAACGUCCGCAGAGAAGCUGUCAAGGCCUUGGCGGCAAUAGGCAUCAGCCUCAAGGCUAGCGAGGCUGAGGCAAUUGCUUCCAUUAUUUCAAUUAUCCAGAGGGCGCUCCAGGACAAUGAUGAUGAUCCAGAUGUCCGCAACGCAGCUGUCGAUGCGUUGGCGGCAAUCGAACCCAGCGUAGCCGAGGGUGAUCCAUCUUGA